Molecule: messenger RNA, 2127 nt
Organism: Lodderomyces beijingensis
Lineage: Eukaryota; Fungi; Ascomycota; Pichiomycetes; Serinales; Debaryomycetaceae
Source: the annotation of a GenBank genome assembly
AUGGGAAAUAAUGCUUCUUCAAAUGGACAUCAACGUCAGCACUCGGGGCUGCAGCAGGACCACAAUAAACUUUCAGCCAAAAAGUCCAACUCUUCUAGCGAGGGCCAGGUGAGAAAAUCGACGGCAGGCAACAUCAAUAAUCACUCGCUAGAUGAAGAAUUCAGUGAUUUGAUUUUACACCAGGUUGUCAAACAGCCUCCAAAUGCAAAUGCAAAUGCAAAUGCAAAUGCAAAUGUCACGCUGCCCAACAGUUUACUACCACACAAACUGAAUCAAACCUAUGACCACUUCACCAACGACUUGAUCGAGGAUGAGUUCAAUGAGGUCAAUGACGGUCUAGUCGAGGAGCUGACCUCAUUGGCCAGAAAUAUUCUUCCCGACAACAACUACUUUGAUGUCAACAAGGCUAGAGACAUCGAAGCGGAAGCGUCCCCCAGCGACCAAAUGGAUCUAGAUACGCCGUAUUCACAGACUUCGGACGAUGUUCAAGAGUUUGAGUAUGCCUUGUCGCAAACACCGACGCCAGACUUGUCCAAGGUUGAUUUCACCAAGAUCGGCAAUCAGGUGCAACCUUCGGCUCUUCGGCAAGCUUCCGGCUGGGAGCUGCCACAAGAACAACCAAAGCCCCAACAGCAGCAGCUGCUGCUGCAGCAGCUGCUGCUGCAGCAGCUGCUGUCACUGCAGUCGGGUCAAACAUUCCCGCCACCUGCCAGAAUGAUGUCGGCGGCGUCACUUGCCCGAACCCCACACUCUGCCUCCCCCAAGCCCGAGCAGCAGGAAAGCUACUUCCAAGUUAAUCAGCACAACCACAACCAGCUGUACUUGAACAACCACCAGGAUUUCCCAAGGCAACACCGAAACAAGCAAUUCAAAAGCAACAAUUACCAAGAACAUUUGCUCAUCCCCAUUGAAAUCAAAUGGGUCAAUUCAAACAAGGAGUCCAUCAAUAAAAUCUCAAUCAUUGGCUCCUUUUCCAAUUGGCGAGACGUUAUUAAAUUAUCGCCCCUGUAUAACCAUCCCAAUGAGUACGUCACCACGAUAAACUUGCCCCUUGGAGUACACAAGUUGCUCUACAUCAUCAACAAUGAGUACAGAGUGAGCGACCAGUUGCCCACUGCCACCGAUCAAGAAGGUUUAUUCUUCAACUGGUUUGAAGUUAUCGACGACACCCACCUUUUCAACCACUCCUUGAACCAACCAAACCACAUUGGAGCUAGCACGGACUAUGACGCGAACAUCAUAUCGAAUCUGGACGUUUCUGCCUCGGCCUCCCUAUCCCAUAGGCAACAGCUGGCUCACUCUCAAACAAAUCCACCUCAGCCCCAGGGUCAGGCCCCUGCUCCCAAAGUAGCGGGCAAGUACGAAGUGGAAAAGAUUCAAGAAAAGUCAAAUGAGUUGUUGCAUAAAAUCACCAAAGAAGCGAGCUCUCAAUUCGAGCAUGUCGAGUAUUACCAAGGCAAUGAAGACUUUAUGGCCGACGACGGCGAAGCCGAAUUGCAUGACAAGCAAGUGGCACAACAGCAGCUGCAAAACUAUCCAUACUCACAUGGUGCCGCUGCUGCCACCACCAACACAGCAACAACAACAACGGACAUCAACACCUCGCAGCAAAACCAAUUUUCACCUUACGAGCUCUCCAAAUCCAACUCCUUUAUCAACGCAGCCAACAAAAAGAUAGAGUAUUCCAACGAAAUCCCAGAAAUGUUUAUCAACUACGACUACUUCAAGCUAAAGCCGGCAGACUAUGAAUUGCCCGAACCGCCGCAGCUCCCGCCCCAUUUGAACAAUGUCUUACUCAACAAGAUCUCCAACCAAUCAAGCUCAGCCAACUCGUCAACAAACGUGCUCCCCGGUCCUCCCCCCAUCACGUCAGCGGUACACCAGUCAGGCGCAACCUCCAACGCCACUUCCCCCUCCUUCACGUACAAGAGACCGCCAUUGCGUCGCGCUGAUAGCUCCUAUUACGCAUCAAACAAGGAGGCGUACCACUUGUCGAUUCCCAACCACGUCAUUUUGAACCAUUUAAUGACUACCUCGAUUAAGAAUGACGUGCUUACCGUUGCUUGUAUCACUCGAUAUCUGGGCAAGUUUGUUACUCAAAUAAUGCACUCUCCCGCUGAUAAGUAG